CAUGCCGGGGAUGGACACAUAGGAUAACAUGCCGGGGAUGGACACACAUAGGAUAACAUGCUGGGGAUGGACACAUAGGAUAACAUGCCGGGGAUGGACACAUAGGAUAACAUGCUGGGGAUGGACACAUAGGAUAACAUGCCGGGGAUGGACACAUAGGAUAACAUGCUGGGGAUGGACACAUAGGAUAACAUGCUGGGGAUGGACACAUAGGAUAACAUGCUGGGGAUGGACACAUAGGAUAACAUGCUGGGGAUGGACACAUAGGAUAACAUGCCGGGGAUGGACACAUAGGAUAACA
This is a messenger RNA of Staurois parvus, 301 nucleotides long. Lineage: Eukaryota; Metazoa; Chordata; Amphibia; Anura; Ranidae. The record is from the annotation of a GenBank genome assembly.